Molecule: messenger RNA, 1917 nt
Organism: Poecilia reticulata (guppy)
Lineage: Eukaryota; Metazoa; Chordata; Actinopteri; Cyprinodontiformes; Poeciliidae
Gene: carm1
Product: coactivator-associated arginine methyltransferase 1
Biological process (GO): peptidyl-arginine methylation, to asymmetrical-dimethyl arginine; chromatin remodeling
Molecular function (GO): histone H3R2 methyltransferase activity
Source: RefSeq, a predicted model, not a curated record
GCCUCCAGUAGAGAGCACUGCUUGGUUGACGUGAGCGGCGUCGACCUGCCUCUACUUCCAGAUCGAAGAUGGCGGUCUCUGUGUUCCGCGGCGUGCGGCUGCUCUCUAUCGGAGACGCGAAUGGAGACAUACAGCGACAUUCAGAGCAGCAGCCGCUGCGGCUAGAAGUGAAAACAUCACAAGAUGCUGCCCUCAUCAAUCUCUCCAAUGGAGAGGAGACGAGUGUGUUCAAAUGUUCAGUUUCUCGUGACACAGAGUGCAGCCGCGUAGGGAAGCAGUCGUUCAUCAUCACUCUGGGCUGCAACAGCGUGCUGCUGCAGUUCUCCUCGCCCGCAGACUUUCAGUCCUUUUAUAACCUUCUGAAGAACUGCCGGGGGCAUGCUGGUGAGCACUCCGUCUUCAGUGAAAGAACAGAGGAGUCCUCUGCUGUACAGUAUUUCCAGUUCUAUGGCUACCUCUCACAGCAACAGAACAUGAUGCAGGACUAUGUCCGGACGGGAACCUACCAGCGGGCCAUUCUGCAGAACCACACGGACUUCAAGGACAAGGUGGUUCUGGAUGUGGGCUGCGGAUCAGGAAUCCUGUCGUUCUUUGCGGCCCAGGCUGGUGCCAGGAAGGUGUAUGCAGUGGAGGCCAGCACCAUGGCUCAGCAUGCUGAGGUACUGGUGAACAGCAACCGCCUGAGUGAGCGGGUGGUAGUGAUCCCCGGGAAGGUGGAGGAGGUGUCGCUGCCAGAGCAGGUGGACAUCAUCAUCUCAGAACCGAUGGGCUACAUGCUGUUUAACGAGCGCAUGCUGGAGAGCUACCUGCAUGCCAAGAAGUUCCUCAAGCCCAACGGUAAAAUGUUUCCCACCAUCGGAGACGUGCACCUGGCUCCCUUCACAGAUGAACAGCUCUACAUGGAGCAGUUCACCAAGGCCAACUUCUGGUAUCAGCCCUCAUUCCACGGAGUUGACCUCUCUGCUCUGCGGGGAGCUGCAGUGGAUGAGUACUUCCGCCAGCCCAUUGUGGACACGUUUGAUAUCCGCAUCCUGAUGGCCAAGUCAGUUAAAUACACGGUGAACUUCUUGGAGGCCAAAGAGGAGGAUCUCUACAGGAUAGAGAUUCCUUUCAAGUUCCACAUGAUGCACUCCGGCCUGGUACAUGGCCUGGCCUUCUGGUUCGAUGUGGCCUUCAUGGGAUCAGUGAUGACCGUGUGGCUGUCCACAGCCCCCACAGAGCCCCUCACCCACUGGUACCAGGUGCGCUGCCUGCUGCAGUCGCCCCUUUUCGCUAAAGCUGGGGACACGCUGUCCGGCACGGCCAUGCUGGUGGCCAACAAAAGACAAAGCUACGACAUCAGUAUUGUUGCCCAGGUGGACCAGACCGGAUCAAAGUCCAGCAACCUCCUGGACUUGAAGAACCCCUUUUUCAGGUACACAGGCACAACCCCCAACCCCCCUCCUGGCUCACACUACACCUCCCCCUCUGAGAACAUGUGGAACACAGGCGGCGCCCCCUACAGUAUGAAUCAGGGGAUGGCUGUAUCAGGGAUGCCAACAGCUUAUGACCUCAGCACAGUCAUUGGAAGCGGCCCAGCAGUGUCUCACAACAACCUCAUCCCUCUAGUAAACACAGGGAUAGUGAACCACACCCACUCGAGGAUGGGCUCCAUCAUGAGCACAGGAAUAGUCCAAGGGGCCACAACGGGCCAGUCGGGCCCCAGCAGCAGCGGUACCUACUAUCCCAUCACCAACCAGUUCACCAUGGGGGGCGCUGCCAUCUCCAUGGCGUCCCCCAUGGUCAUCCCCAGCAACACCAUGCAUUAUGGCAGUUAAAGUAAAGAUCUUGUAAAGACAUAUCGGACCCUCUGUCCCUCCCCGCAUGACAGGAACCUCCUCCUCCCCCCCUUCACCAUCCACAACCAAAACCAGUAAA